GGCUGGAGCCCGGAUGCGGAGCCGUGAGCCAGGCCCCGGAGAGCAGCGCGGAUGGAUCCAACAUGGCGGCGCCAAGCCUGAGCCGAGAGAAGAGCCCUGGGAAAUUAAGUUUCUCGCAAAGAUCACUGUCGACUGCAGCCGCUGAGCAGAGAGUCUGGAGAGCACUCCAUUUCUGAGCCUCUAGCAUGGCGGGCCUAAAGAGGCGGGCAAGCCAGGUGUGGCCCGAAGAGCGUGGUGAGCAGGAGCAUGGGCUCUACAGCCUGCACCGCAUGUUUGACAUCGUGGGCACCCACCUGACACACAGAGAUGUCCGCGUGCUGUCCUUCCUUUUUGUUGAUGUCAUUGAUGACCAUGAACGUGGACUCAUCCGAAAUGGCCGUGACUUCCUACUGGCCCUGGAGCGCCAGGGCCGCUGUGACGAGACUAACUUUCGCCAGGUGCUGCAGCUACUGCGCAUCAUUACUCGCCAUGACUUGCUGCCCUAUGUUACUCUCAAGAAGAGGCGAGCUGUGUGCCCUGAUCUUGUAGACAAGUAUCUGGAGGAAACAUCAAUUCGCUAUGUGACCCCCAGAACCCUCAGUGAUCCAGAACCGAGGCCUCCCCAGCCCUCUAAAACAGUGCCUCCCCACUACCCUGUGGUGUGCUGCCCCACAUCGGGUUCUCAAAUGUGUAGUAAGCGGCCAGCCCGAGGGAGAGCCACACUUGGGAGCCAGCGAAAACGCCGGAAGUCAGUGACACCGGACCCGAAGGAAAAGCAGACUUGUGACAUCAGGCUGCGAGUUCGGGCGGAGUACUGCCAGCACGAGACUGCUCUGCAAGGCAAUGUCUUCUCCAAUAAGCAGGACCCACUUGAGCGCCAGUUUGAGCGCUUUAACCAGGCCAACACUAUCCUCAAGUCCCGGGACCUGGGCUCCAUCAUCUGUGACAUCAAGUUCUCUGAGCUCACCUACCUCGACGCAUUCUGGCGAGACUACAUUAAUGGCUCAUUAUUAGAGGCACUGAAAGGCGUCUUCAUCACGGACUCUCUCAAGCAGGCUGUGGGCCACGAGGCCAUCAAGCUGCUCGUGAACGUGGAUGAGGAGGACUAUGAGCUGGGCCGACAGAAACUCCUGAGGAACUUGAUGCUGCAAGCAUUACCCUGACCUUUCCCUUCUCACCUUUCUGGGGACUGUUCGCUCCGUCACCUCUGGAGCUGACCUACGUUCUGGGGUUUGUUCUCUACCCUUUCCAACCAAUCACACCGCCUUUUUUUUUUUUUUUAAA
This is a messenger RNA of Apodemus sylvaticus (European woodmouse), 1263 nucleotides long. It is a transcript of the gene Dedd, whose product is annotated as death effector domain containing. Gene Ontology annotation, biological process: extrinsic apoptotic signaling pathway via death domain receptors; regulation of apoptotic process; apoptotic process. The transcript is spliced from 6 exons. Bases 186 to 1142 code for a protein of 318 amino acids. Lineage: Eukaryota; Metazoa; Chordata; Mammalia; Rodentia; Muridae. Gene Ontology annotation, cellular component: nucleolus. Gene Ontology annotation, molecular function: protein binding; DNA binding. The record is from RefSeq and is a predicted model, not a curated record.